Messenger RNA from Rana temporaria (common frog), 1188 nucleotides. Its product is annotated as olfactory receptor 2M4-like. NCBI's taxonomy places the organism in Eukaryota, Metazoa, Chordata, Amphibia, Anura, Ranidae. The record is from RefSeq and is a predicted model, not a curated record. The transcript has a single exon. Gene Ontology annotation, biological process: G protein-coupled receptor signaling pathway. Gene Ontology annotation, molecular function: G protein-coupled receptor activity; olfactory receptor activity. Gene Ontology annotation, cellular component: membrane. Bases 46 to 918 code for a protein of 290 amino acids.
GAAAACACAACAUCUCCUCUAGAUGUGCACAUUUUGCCAUUUUUCAUGAAAACCGACCACAAAUUUUUCAUCUUUAGCACCGUCUCCUUUUUCUUCAUCUAUUUAAUUGGAAUGUUUAUGAAUGUAGCUAUCAUUGCAGUGAUAUAUUUGGACCAUCAUUUGCACACCCCAAUGUAUUUAUUUCUAUGGAAUUUAUCUUUGGUUGAUAUUUGUUAUACAACUGUUACCAUUCCAAAACUCUUACACAUCUUACUUUCUGGAAAUAAUGAAAUAUCAUUUACACAAUGCUUCAUCCAAAUGUAUUUUUUCUUUAUGGUGGACACUGCUGAGGUCACCGUUUUAUUCAUAAUGGCCUAUGACCGAUAUGCCGCAAUUUGUCACCCUUUAGAUUAUCAUCAAAUGCUUAACAAGAAAAUCUGCAUAUUAUUAAUGAUGGCCAUCUGGACUGGUGGAAGUGUAAAUUCAUCUUUUAUUACAAGUUCCAUCUUGAAAAUAAUUUUCUGUUCUUCGGUUACCAUUCACCAGUUCUUCUGUGACGCUAAAGCUCUCGUCAACAUUUCCUGCGGUGGAACUGAAGUGUUUUACAUCGUCUUGUAUGCAGAGUGUUUAGUAUUUGGGCUUUUGUCAGUUGUGUGCAACUUAAUGUCCUACGUAAAAAUUAUCAGGGUUGUAUUACAUAUUAAGUCCAAGGAUGGCAGAAUUAAAGCUUUUUCCACCUGUUCAUCCCACCUCACCGUGAUGGCUAUCUACUAUGGAUCUGCUAUAUCUGUAUACAUGACCCCACCAUCAGAUCGCUAUGACUUACUUGAACAGAUAUUAACCAUGUUCUACACCACAGUGGUCCCCAUGUUGAACCCUCUCAUAUACAGCCUAAGGAACAAGGAAAUAAAGAGUUACUUGCGGAAACUGCUGUUGUAGCACUCACAAGUAGUGACGCAGUUUGGAUUUGCCCCUACCAUAGACAAUUCUGCAAGUGUCAAGGUUCAAGGACCUGAAGAACUUAUAUGGGAAUUCACUAGACUGUUUGUAACCAUAAUAUACUGCCUGAUCUUCGAAUUUAAGUCAGAAAACUUGUAGUGGGCAAUAAGAAGGCUUGGAUAAGCCAACCCCCUCACUAUAAAAAGAUAAAGUCUCAGCAGCCAAAUUGACAAUGUACUUAUCUAUGGUAGCAAAACCAGAUUAGUGUAG